ACACCACCGCCCCGGCCGAGAGAGAGCUUUCGCGAUCACGGUCACGGAUCACUACGCGCUGCAGCGGCGAGCUUUAACGCCGGAGGGCGGAGCACGAACCUGAACGAGCAAAUACUAAACACGAAGAAGGCGCCGGUCUUUUUGCCCGCUGGUGCUGCCACUAAGCCCAAGAUUUAAGCCGGGCGAAGUGCGCAGUUAAUCCCGCGCGCCAAUCAUACGCUCCACCACCCCCGCACCGGCCGGCGGGGGCGCCCAAUUAAUCACCGCACCUCCGCCGGCGGCGAGCCCGGCAACGGCUGACGAUCGCGGGAGAAACGGAUCAGGCCGCCCGCGGCCAAUCCGGCAGCGGAUCGGGGGCGGGCGUCUCGUUUCCUUUUCGCCCGCUUCCUCGUCAUGGGCCUCAUGCGCGGCUCGCUUUGCCUUUGCUCUGCUUUGAUCGACCUGAGCUGCCUGCCCCCACGCAUGAUUCAGGAGAGUGAUCUGAUCGAGCCGGUAAAGGAGGGGCCGGGACGGGGACUUCGCCUGCGCGAGUUGGUUUCCCGCUUUUAACCCCCGGGAACCUGAACGGCUCUCUCUCUCUCUCUCUCAUGAGCGAACCAAAAGGAAACCAGAAGGCCAAGGAAAGGAAACCGGAAGGCCAAGGGCGUAGCUUUCCUUCUCCAUCUUCGCUGCCGCCUAUAUAUACUUGCUACAUGCGUAUGCAGUGUCCCUGGCUCAAUCAUAUUCCCGGCUGCCGACGAGAACUCGACUCGAGAGGGUGCAACUGCAACCAGCCACUAUACUAGCUAGAGGUGUGUAGUGGAUACGGAGUGGAAGACGCGCGAUCGCCGCCAUGAGGGACGAGGAGGACGAAGCGGUGGUGAUCCGGGAGUACGACCCCAAGACGGACCGCGACGGCACGGACGCCGUCGACCGGGAGUGCGAGGUCGGCCCGGGCGGCGGGAUGUCGCUGCACGCCGACCUGCUCGGCGACCCCGUCGCCCGCAUCCGCCGCUCGCCGCGCUACCUCAUGCUGGUAGCUGAGACGUCCGGGCCGGGCGGCCGGAUCGUAGGCCUCAUCCGCGGCACCGUCAAGUCCGUCGCCACCGGCGAGAGCCGCCCCGGGGCGCCCGCCUUCGCCAACGUCGGCUACAUUCUCGGCCUCCGCGUCGCGCCUUCCCACAGGCGGAUGGGCAUUGCGCUGCUGCUGGUGCGGCAGCUGGAGCGGUGGUUCGAGCUCAUGGGCACCGAGUACGCGUACAUGGCCACCGACAGGUCCAACGAGGCGUCGCUGCGGCUCUUCACGGCCCGCUGCGGCUACUCCAAGUUCCGGACGCCGUCGCUCCUCGUGCACCCCGUGCAUUCGCACCGCCUCCGGGCGCCGCGCCGCGCCACGGUGGUCCGCCUCGGCGCCCGCGACGCCGAGCGGCUCUACCGCAGCCGGUUCGCGCACGUGGAGUUCUUUCCCGCCGACAUCGGCGCGGUCCUGGGCAACGCGCUCUCCCAGGGCACGUUCCUGGCGGUCGUCGAUGGGGCCGGCUACGAGUGGCGCGGCGUCGACCGCUUCCUGUCCUCGCCGCCGGCGUCGUGGGCGGUGGCGAGCGCGUGGGACUGCGGCGGCGUGUUCCGCCUCGAGGUCCGGGGCGCCUCGCGCCUGCGCCGCGGCGCCGCGGCGGCAACCCGCGCGCUGGACCGCCUCGCCAAGUGGCUGCGCGUCCCGUCCGUGCCGGACUUCUUCCGCCCCUUCGCGGGGUGGUUCGUGUACGGCCUCGGCGGCGACGGCCGCGACGCCGCGGUGGCGGCGGAGGCCCUGUUCGCGUCGAUCGUCAACAUGGCGCGCGGCGCCGCCGCCGCCGUGGCCGUGGAGGUGGCGGCCCUGGACCCGCUCCGCAGCCGCAUCCCGCACUGGCGCCGCCUGUCCUGCGCCGAGGACCUCUGGUGCAUGAAGCGGCUCGGCGGCCACGCGGACGGAUGGGAUUGGGCCAGGUCGGCCCCUGCCCGCUCCAUCUUCGUGGACCCCCGGGAGGUCUGAGGGUGACCCGGCGUCGUCCGCUUGCAAGCAGAGCUUCCUGCUCUGUUUUUUUGCCACUGGACUUCAGUUUUGAUCUCUUUUUUGUUCCUUCAAAUUUUGCCACCUCUUGUCCAUAGUCUUAGUUUUGGACGGCCAGAUUUCGUCCGAUGACCACCUUUUUGUAGAAUCAGGAAGUACGGCAAUGGAAUGCAUCAAGCAGAUAGUACA
Messenger RNA from Panicum hallii, 2218 nucleotides. RefSeq names its product probable N-acetyltransferase HLS1. The coding region runs from base 833 to 2011 and encodes 392 amino acids. Lineage: Eukaryota; Viridiplantae; Streptophyta; Magnoliopsida; Poales; Poaceae. The transcript is spliced from 3 exons. Gene Ontology annotation, molecular function: acyltransferase activity, transferring groups other than amino-acyl groups. The record is from RefSeq and is a predicted model, not a curated record.